This is a messenger RNA of Pseudocercospora fijiensis CIRAD86, 1284 nucleotides long. RefSeq lists its product as uncharacterized. Lineage: Eukaryota; Fungi; Ascomycota; Dothideomycetes; Mycosphaerellales; Mycosphaerellaceae. The transcript has a single exon. The record is from RefSeq and is a predicted model, not a curated record. The coding region runs from base 1 to 1284 and encodes 427 amino acids.
AUGGAGAACUCGGCCGUGGAGAUGAUCAGCAGCUUGGAGCGACAAAACGCCCAGCUGCAGGCCGAGAACAACCAACUUCGAGCACUGCUGGAAUGCCAUGGCAUCGAAGUCGAUAUCACGACUGCCACGCAGCAGUCUCCCAUCGAGACCAACGAGGACUUUGUCGGUGAUGAGAAUCCCACCGACAUCGAGACCUCAGAUUCCGCCUCCUGCACAAGCAGCAGCUGCAGCGACGACAUAUCCUCUGAGUCCAGUGCAUCCACAUAUGCCAGUAGCUUCUCAGACACCACCAGCAUCUGUGGCAACGAAUGGACUUUUGAGCCGUCCACAGAUGACUGGACAACAGGAGCGGAAUCUGCUCCUCAAGAAGUGAACAGCAACUGGGACAACUCCACACCGGUUGCCCCUAUGAUUCAACAGCACAAGCAGGUCACUCCUGCAGAUACCUUUUUUGAAGAAAGCGAGCUUGCUAAGCGUACAAGACUGGCUGACGACUUCGACAAGACAAAUGCUGUCUUUGUCAGGAUUCCGAGCACGAGGCUGAAGCACUUCCUGACAAAAGCUGUCGACCACGCUCAAGAAGUCAUUUUCCGAAGCUUCAGCAAACUCGCACCAGAGGAAGCUCCACGAAACUGGGACGCACCUGCCUUCGUCAGCUUCGCUCGAGGUGAUCUUCAAGCUCUCCCGGAAAGCAUACCAUUCGGGACCAACACAAAAUUUGGCGACAGCUUCGAUGCAGAUAUCGAAGUUGUUAGCUCGGCGAUCAUUGAGACAUACGACGUCCGGAACGCCGCCGCUCACCUGGGAUAUCUCACAUCCUGGGCAGUAGACGAACUGCUCACCCGGGUUCAUCGCCUCGCCAUCGUCAUGCAAGACGAAGGCGCUGCAGUCAAGAUCCGCAAACUCCGUGAUCAACUGCAAAUGGAAGCCCAGCAGGGUCUUGAAAAAAUCAAGGCAGGCUGGCAAGAUGGCACACGACCACCAAAGCACAUCGAGCGAACGUUCGAAGACUGCUUGUGUGCCAAGCCGACAGAGUGGAGCAAAUUUCCACAAGUCAUUCGGGAGGCCGCAGAGGCCUGGAAGCAGAUGUAUGAUGAGUCUCACUCGACUAAGCGAUCUGGCUUCAUCUACCACUACACGACGGUCAUGGACAAGACCGGAAAUUGUGUCAAGUGGGCGGUUGCAGCGCUCGAUAGUGCGCAGCAGUUCACCCAAGACAUGAACGACAAGUACAACCGCCCUUAUCGUGUAGAAGCGGCACGUCAACGUGAGAUCCGCUGGUGA